AGAGAAAUUUCAGCCCCUUCCCCACAGAGCUUUCGGCACAAGGGCAGGCAGGCUGCACGCCACAUCCCCCAGGGAGCGAGGGAAAGGAGAGUUGUUGAACUGCUGGAGCUUCUGAGGCUGGGAGGGGAAGAGACAGGAAAGCAGGGACGAAAUGAACAGGCAGAACCUUCUUAUCGUAAUAACCCAGGCCCGGAGAGUGGAGCUAGCUGCUGGAGACUGCCUGCUGGUCGAUCGCUGUCCGUGGUGCUGAUUUACACUCUGAGCCUGCCCAUCUAUUUGACUUCAAUUCCAGCACUGUCUCAGUUUGCACUGAAGUUUCUCGACCCGUCAUUUGUACCAAUUACAAAUUCUUUGACACACGAGCUGCAGGAAAAACCUUCCAAAUGGACGUUUAAUAGAACAGCGUUCUUACAUCAAAGGCAAGGAAUUCUCCAGCAUGUUGAUGUAAUAAAAAAUUUUUCUUUGACCAAGAAUAGUGUUCGGAUUGGACAGCUGAUGCAUUAUGAUUAUUCCAGCCAUAAGUAUGUUUUCUCUAUUAGCAAUAACUUCAGAUCAUUGCUUCCAGAUGUCUCACCUAUCUUGAAUAAGCAUUAUAACAUUUGUGCUGUUGUUGGAAAUAGUGGAAUCCUUACAGGGAGUCAGUGUGGACAAGAAAUCGAUAAAUCUGAUUUUGUUUUUCGUUGCAACUUUGCUCCAACUGAGGCUUUCCAAAAAGAUGUUGGAAGGAAAACCAACCUUACCACCUUCAAUCCCAGCAUCCUGGAAAAGUAUUACAACAAUCUUUUAACCAUUCAAGAUCGCAAUAAUUUUUUUCUGAGUUUAAAAAAGCUUGAUGGGGCCAUUCUUUGGAUCCCAGCUUUUUUCUUCCACACUUCAGCAACUGUUACAAGAACAUUGGUUGAUUUCUUUGUUGAGCAUAGAGGGCAAUUAAAGGUCCAGCUGGCUUGGCCAGGAAAUAUAAUGCAGCAUGUCAACAGGUAUUGGAAAAAUAAACAUUUGUCACCCAAGCGACUAAGCACAGGUAUUCUUAUGUAUACUCUUGCUUCUGCAAUAUGUGAAGAAAUCCACUUGUAUGGGUUUUGGCCAUUUGGAUUUGAUCCUAACACCAGGGAAGACCUCCCCUACCAUUACUACGAUAAAAAAGGAACAAAGUUCACUACCAAGUGGCAGGAGUCCCACCAGCUGCCUGCAGAAUUCCAGCUGCUCUACAAAAUGCACGGUGAAGGACUAACUAAACUGACUUUGUCACAUUGUGCCUAAGAACUUGAAACUUGAAGUGCCAAAUGAUUGUUUAAAAAGUGCCCAAAACUGAAUGAAACAUUCUUUAAAAUAUAAUUAAAAAAAAACCCCUAAAAUAUUUUCCAUAAUAUAAAGAUGCUUUUUAAUUGCCCUUAUUACAGCUCAUCAAAAGGUUUCGGCAUAUUUAGCAAUGCAGAAAUGUUUAACAAAAUGUACUGACACUACUUAUGGUCUAGAAAAGUUUAAACUCUUUAAAAUAGACAUUUUGCAUUUGUAGAUAUGCUACUAAAUAAGUUUUAAAAUAUUUUCAUAUGUAUUUUAACAUUACACUAAAUGCCUCUAACCACCACAUUUUAAUGUUCCUUGUUAAUUAGAAUUAGAACUAUCAGUUUCAAUAUAUUGCUUAUCUUACAGCUAUUACUAUUAAUAGUGAAACAUACACAUGUUGUGAUGGCUAAUAGAGAAAUCUAAUCAACAUGACUAUUUAGUUGAAGUUCUUUAGAAUAGAUUCUGAUUUUUCACAGCUUUCAGAUGAUCUGUGGACUUGUAUUUGGCAUUUUCCUAGGAAUAAUAUUGAAGUGAUGAGCCUUGUCAUACCUAGAUAUAUACAUUGAUCUUAGGUUACUUCAGUGUUAUAAUUCAAUCUGAGACAAAUCCUAGAGUCAGACCCACUUAAAUCAAUAGGAAUGUUGUCAUUAACAUCAAUGCAACUGAAUUUGGCCCUUUGAUUUUAAAAGUAAUGUAUCAAGAUUAAUAAUACAAUUUUUAAACAUUCCUAUUCUGUGAUGAGCAGACCUCGGGCAUCCGAGGAAGAGCCCUUUGUAACCAUACCCACACAUCCUCAAAAGGGUUGUGAUUUUAGGAAAAUAAAUCCUUUUGAGGAAGAGCACAGUUUACAAUAGUCUUUUUGUCCUAGGCUCUGCUAUUCCAAACUCCCCUUUAAUAAAGUUUUUGCUACACUCCCAGUUGCCACAAACCUAACCUACAUAUCUAAGGCCACUACAAGAAAUGGGAUUUCCACUUCCUACCCCAUUGCACUGCACUACCUGCCAAAGCUCUGGUUCUGCAAUGAGCUCUGUGACAGCUCUGGAAUCCACCCAUGCAGGCCUCAUUACAGGAUCAAGGCUGCAACUAGCCAUUCAAUUUUUGCAUACAUUGUUUAUUUUUCCUUUUAGUGCUACUGUACCUCAAGCACGAUUAUCCUAUGUGUUUGGAGUGACACACUGUGUUGUGUUCCAAAAAUAGCAUCCAUAUUGGGUCCCUCUCCAUGUCCUCUUAAAAAAUGUGCAGAAACCAGGGUAACCAUGACAUUAUUUUUAAACCAGUGUAUAUCAUUCUGUCUACAAAAAAAGUAUAACAAUGAAACUUAAUUCAACAAACAUCUUUAAUAGGUUUAUUUGGGAGCAGUGGGGAUAAAGCUCUGUGCCAACAAUAAUUACAGAAUAAAAUUACCUGGCUAAAAUUUUCAAACUUAGGUGCCAAAAAAUAACCACCCUAAACCCAUAUUUAGGUAACUAAGUAUUCAUUGAAAUCAAUGGGUAAUGCAGGGUUCUAAGCCCAUUUGUAAAUCAGGCAAUUUAUAUAAGGGCCUAAUUUGGAGUCCUACAUUUGGAAAUGUUGGCCAUCAUGUCUCAGGCCAAUUGAUUCUAAUAGUUUUAAAUUAAAACAAUUAUGCUUAAAAUAUUCUAACAAUUUUUAUAUUAUUUUGUAUGGCUUUAAGUGAAGAAUAACUAAGUCCUAGAGGUGUCUGCGAUAAUGAUGUAAAAUAUCACACAUGCUGCUAUCUUCGUUUUUUCAAGAUUCUUUAUCUACAAAGUAGAAAUAGAACUUAAGAAAGGAAGACUCCACGGUAAUCUAGACUAUUUUAAUCAAUGAGGAAUGGUCUCCCCCUCCAUGGAAGCCACUGAAACGUUUUCAUAGCCAUGGUACUGUUUGCUGAGAUGGUCAAGCUAGCAUUGGUGAAGGAUGAUAGUGGGGGGUCACUGCUUUAUUUAGCAUAUUCCCCUAAAGCAUCCAUGGUGAAAUGCUGACCCUAAUGAACUCAAUGGGAGUUUUGCCUUCAAUUUCAACAGGAAUUUCUGCCUCUGUUCUUUUCGGAGUGAAAAUCUGCCUGAGACUUAAAGUGAAAUCCUAGCCCUAAUCAGGCUAAUCAGAGUAUUUCCACUGACUAAAGAAGGGCCAGGAUUUCACCCUUAAUGCCUAGCAGCAUUAGUUCCCUUUCUAGGUUUCCACCUCCCUCAGGAUUCCCAUUUGAGGGGAGCAUGGAGCCCAUCAAACCCACCUUGUAACAACUUUAAAAAACUCUGAAUCCCAAUGCUUUGUGAUGGAAAAAUGAAUUCUACCCCUCUGACUUUGCAUCAUCAAACUCAGCCUGUGCUAUACAGUCUUAUUAAAGUGGUAAUACCACCAGCAAAGGACACCAGCCCCAUUCACUGAAUGGAGAUACUGAAACAGCAAGAGUAUGAAAACCAUUUUGAGAAUUCCUCUUUUACUGGUAGAGAGGACAUCACCAAAAAUUGCUGGUUUUGUUUUGUAAAUAGAAACUUAAAACUGAAAGUGUUUAGGAGGAGGUUAGCUAUACCCCAAAUCACAGAGUUAGAAUAUGCCAUCAUACUGUUAAUGGAUUACUUCAGAUUCUCCUGUUUACAAAACACAUUAUUGCAAAAUUGUCUUGCCCAGUUGUAUAAGCCUGCAUCUGCUUUCCUUAUUGUCUGUCCUGCUCAGUAUUCUUAAGAAUUAAUAGGCUAGAUCAGGUGUUGUUAUUAUUGAGUGUCCUCAUAGUGGUACGGUACCAAUGUAUUAUGGCUCCAUAUGAUUAAUUUUUGCUAUUUUAUUUAUUAUUUGCAUUGCAGUAGCAUGUGGAAUCCCGUAUUUGAACUUAGCUCUUCAUUGUGCUAGCCACUGUUUUAACACAGGACAAAAAGACAGUCACUGCCCUAAAAAGCUUACAAACUAAACAUUUAAGGUAUGUCUAGACUACAUGGCUCUGUCGACGGAGCCAUGUAGAUGAG
Messenger RNA from Pelodiscus sinensis (Chinese soft-shelled turtle), 4250 nucleotides. NCBI's taxonomy places the organism in Eukaryota, Metazoa, Chordata, Testudines, Trionychidae. The record is from RefSeq and is a predicted model, not a curated record.